AUGUUCAGACAAGCCUUACGUCAAGUUGCCAAGCAAAGCAGCAACACUGUUAGAAGAACCUACGCCACCGAAGCCUCCGAUGCUUUGAGAUUGUCAUUGGCCUUACCACACCAAACGUUGUACGCUGACUCCGAAGUCCAACAAGUCAACUUACCAUCCGUCAACGGUGACUUGGGUAUCUUAGCUAAUCACAUUCCAAUUGUCGAACAAUUGAGACCAGGAUUGUUGGAAGUCAUCACCAAGGGUGGUGAAACCGAACAAUACUUUGUCAGCGGUGGUAUUGCCACUGUUCAACCAGGUAACAAGUUGACCAUCAGUGCCAUUGAAGCCUUCAAGCCAGAACAAUUCGAUGUUCAAGCCGUCAAGAACUUGAUUGCCGACGCUCAGAAGAGAGCUGCUUCUGGUGACGAAGUUGCUGUUGCCGAAGCCAACAUUGAAUUGGAAGUUUUAGAAGCAUUGCAAGGUGUUGCUCAUUAA
This is a messenger RNA of Suhomyces tanzawaensis NRRL Y-17324, 477 nucleotides long. It is a transcript of the gene ATP16, whose product is annotated as F1F0 ATP synthase subunit delta. NCBI's taxonomy places the organism in Eukaryota, Fungi, Ascomycota, Pichiomycetes, Serinales, Debaryomycetaceae. The transcript has a single exon. The coding region runs from base 1 to 477 and encodes 158 amino acids. Gene Ontology annotation, biological process: proton motive force-driven ATP synthesis. The record is from RefSeq and is a predicted model, not a curated record. Gene Ontology annotation, molecular function: proton-transporting ATP synthase activity, rotational mechanism.